Endocarpon pusillum Z07020 is the source of this 807-nucleotide messenger RNA. RefSeq lists its product as uncharacterized. The transcript has a single exon. The coding region runs from base 1 to 807 and encodes 268 amino acids. The record is from RefSeq and is a predicted model, not a curated record. NCBI's taxonomy places the organism in Eukaryota, Fungi, Ascomycota, Eurotiomycetes, Verrucariales, Verrucariaceae.
AUGUCUUUGGCGAGAAUCACCAACCCCUGUCCACCAUGUCGCGUCGUAGGCACCCUGUCACAUAUCGAAGGAAUUCCGACUCUCGAUCCUUUAGGUACAUCACCACUGCCGAUUCGACAAUUCGAAGCUUUGUCCCCGAAUCCAACAUCCGGUGAAGGGUCGACGCCCAAAACGCGACACCCGACGCAGCUCAAAGGAAACUUGGAAACUUACGUAGGCGGUGAAUCAGAAAGCUCGAGCGAUUCAGAUGUCGAGACUACAUUAGUGGAGGCAAGGAGGGUUGUGAACGAAGGCAUAAACCUUACAGCAUACCCUGAACGUAGGAUGCGUCCAAACGGCAUGUCCUGCAACAUUGAGAAAGGUCAUCGUCAAACAAUGGGCGACAGAUGCUGGGAAAUUGUCAUUAUAGGCGCUGGACCAACGGGAUGUAUGCUGGCGUGUCCCCUGCUCCAAGCAUCCAUUCCACGACUCUCCGUCACCAUCUUCGGGGCCAAAGAAAGCACUACUAGCGUCCGCACGCGCCCGCACGCGCCUGCGGUACGGGGGCACCUUGGGUCUCCAUCCCCGAAGUCGGGUCUUUGGGCUCUCAAGAAGGCUCAAUUUUAUGAGAAAUUCCUGAACUAUGCCCAAUACGACGGCUCGUUCUUUGAAUUAUGGGACAAAGGGCGCACAACCUACUUCCGGCGGCCUUGUGAUAGGCCAGGUACAAAGAAUGGCAAGCCCGAAGUAGACCGAGCACAACUUCGUUCGAUCCUGUUGGAUGCGCUACCGGCCAAAAUUGUCCACUUGGGCCACCGUCCGCAAUAA